This is a messenger RNA of Penicillium chermesinum, 201 nucleotides long. RefSeq lists its product as uncharacterized. Bases 1 to 201 code for a protein of 66 amino acids. The transcript has a single exon. The record is from RefSeq and is a predicted model, not a curated record. NCBI's taxonomy places the organism in Eukaryota, Fungi, Ascomycota, Eurotiomycetes, Eurotiales, Aspergillaceae.
AUGAAACAAAGCUGCACAUCAGGUGCAUCUGCCCACCUGCACCUCCUAUCAUUUCAGGCGUUCAUCAUUGAGUCCCCUCCAACGUCUCUCCCAAGUCACCUGCCUUGUCCCAUCUCAGCUACCCUUCUUUCGGUGCUCUAUUUCAACCGCGCUCGGUGUCCUUGUCUUAUUUUCCUCUACCUACGCCGUUAUGAACCCUGA